Molecule: messenger RNA, 1517 nt
Organism: Micropterus dolomieu (smallmouth bass)
Lineage: Eukaryota; Metazoa; Chordata; Actinopteri; Centrarchiformes; Centrarchidae
Gene: gdpd3a
Product: glycerophosphodiester phosphodiesterase domain containing 3a
Exons: 10
Coding region: 215-1168 (317 amino acids)
Biological process (GO): glycerophospholipid catabolic process
Cellular component (GO): endoplasmic reticulum membrane
Molecular function (GO): phosphatidylcholine lysophospholipase A1 activity; phosphoric diester hydrolase activity
Source: RefSeq, a predicted model, not a curated record
UCUUAUCAGGAAGGUAGAGAGCAGGUUGUCUUCAGUCAUGCGUGGUCCUGUUCACUUUUACUUUGAAACACAAAGGAGGGUUGUUGUUGGACUUUAUUAAGAGCUUGAUUAACUUUUGCUGAAGUUUUGUUUGCUGGUGGUCCUGUCCAACAUUAGCGGUGCGAUCUUGCAGCAACUCAUUUAGGAGCUCACUGGAACGUAUUUGUAGAGAAGGAUGAGCAGUUUUCUGUACUUCAUCCUCCCAGCUCUGGGUGGAUACACUCUCACCUCGGUGUACCUGCUGAAGAACCCCCAGAUUCUCCACAGGAGGAAACGCACAGCCUUUUACUGCAAACACAUCUCACACAGAGGAGGAUCUGGAGAGAGGAUAGAAAGCACGAUGGAGGCGUUCACAAAUGCAGUGGAGCAGGGUACACAGAUGCUGGAGCUGGACUGUCACUUGACGCAAGACGGACAUGUGGUGGUGUCACAUGAUGAUAAUCUGCUGAGGCAGACUGGCCACGACGUCACCAUCUCCUCACUCAAGCUGCAGGAUUUGCCUCUGUAUAAGGAGAGACUGGAGGUGACAUUUUAUGCAGGCCGCUACAGCAGCGGUGCAGACAGGAAGUUCGCUCUGCUGGAGGACGUGUUCAGGAAGUUCCCUGAGAUGCCUGUCAGCGUUGAGAUCAAAGAGAACAACAAGCAGCUGAUAGAAAAGGUGUCUGAAUUGGUUAGACGUUACAACAGGGAUGAGAUCACUGUCUGGGCCUCUGUGAACUCCAGUAUCAUGAAGGAAUGCCGCAAAAUGAAUGCCUCCAUGCCGUACAGUUUCAGUGUGAACCGAGGUGCGCUGCUUCUGCUUCUCUUCUACAGCGGCCUGCUGCCCUUUGUGCCGCUGGGAGAGAGUUUACUGCAGUUCUACCUGUUGCGCCUCAUUAACAGGACGUACAUUCCUGAGGAGGGCAUCCUGAGGAACAGGCUGGUCAUGUCUUUGUUAGAAAAAGUAACAAUGAGGAAGAGCCUUUUUAAACACCUCGCAGCGCGUGGAAUUCAGGUGCAUUUGUUUGUGUGCAACACAGAUGAAGACAUAAAGGCUGCGUUUGAAGUGGGGGCCACGGGGGUGAUGAGUGACUAUCCUGCUCUUCUGUCAAGCUACCUCAGCAGAAACCCUGAACACAUCCACAUAUGAGAACCAUUGGUCACUCUGAAAUGGUGGCUUACUGAUGAAUGAGGGUUGUGUAUAAAAAUAGAAGUUUGAGUCCCAUUUAAUUUCUCUGAUUGUGACAAGAAUAGUCAAACAGUUGCUGGUGUAAUUAUUAAACACCAUGUAGUGGGAACAAACCUUCAAUCAUUCAACUAUUUAAUCUCAAUCCUUAAUCACUGUUGAUAGAAUGACAACAUGUGUUGUUAUCUAUGUCCUCCACCCACAGUCUGUCAGACACAGCCCAGUGUUUAAGGAAACAGUCAGUUGCCUUAAGUUAACAAAAUAUAACACAGACAAUGACUGAUGGCUGAUAUAAUAAUGACAAGUGUGAAAA